CGCCCCUUGGCGACCAUGGCGCACCGGGGACCCCAGCGCUCCCCGAAGGGCCCGGGCUCCGCCGCCCGAGCUCCGAGCCCCCGGGCGCCGCCGCCGCCGCCGCGCUCCCUGCGCUCGCCACGCUUGCGGCCGCUCCUGGUGCUGCUGCUGCUGCUGCUGGCCGCCUGCGGGGCGGCAGGGCGCUCCCCUGAGCCCGGGCGCCUGGGUCCCCGCGCCCUGCUGACUCGGGCGCCGCCGAGCCCGCCCGCGGGGCGCGCGCUGCACGGCGACGGCGAAGACCAGCAGGCGCGCGGCGCGGAGCCCGGCGCCCCGGGUCCCGGUCCGGCUCUGGGACCUGGCGAGGACGGCGCCCCCGCCGCGAGCCAGGGGCGCUGGGCGCGGGCGGCGCCGGUGGCCGGAUCGGCUUCGCGGGCGCAAGUCUCGCUCAUCAGCACGUCGUUCGUGCUCAAGGGGGACGCGACGCACAACCAGGCGAUGGUGCACUGGACGGGCGAGAACAGCAGCGUGAUCCUGAUUCUGACGAAGUACUACCACGCAGACAUGGGGAAGGUUCUGGAAAGUUCUCUGUGGCGGUCAUCAGACUUUGGCACGACCUACACCAAGCUCACCCUCCAGCCUGGCGUCACCACCGUCAUUGACAACUUCUACAUCUGCCCGACCAACAAGAGAAAGAUCAUCCUCGUGAGCUCCUCGCUCAGCGACCGGGACCAGAGCCUGUUCCUCAGCACGGACGAGGGCGCCACCUUCCAGAAGCAGCUGGCUCCCUUCUCCGUGGAGACGCUCCUCUUCCACCCGCGGCAGGAGGACAAGGUGCUGGCCUACACCAGGGAGGGCAAGCUCUACGUGUCUGCUGACCUGGGGAAGAAGUGGACGCUUCUGCAGGAGCGAGUGACCAAGGACCACGUGUUCUGGGCUGUGUCUGGGGUGGACGCCGACCCUGACUUGGUCCACGUGGAGGCCCAGGACUCGGGAGGAGGUUUUCGGUACGUCACCUGUCAGAUCCACAACUGCUCCGCAAAGAUGCUGACGGCACCGUUCUCAGGCCCCAUUGACCACGGUUCCCUGACUGUGCAGGACGAUUACAUCUUCUUUAAGGCAACUUCAACCAACCAGACCAAAUACUACAUCUCUUACCGUCGCAAUGAAUUUGUCCUGAUGAAGCUGCCCAAGUAUGCCUUGCCAAAGGAUCUGCAGGUCGUCAGCACGGACGAGAGCCAGGUGUUCGUGGCCGUGCAGGAGUGGUACCAGACCGACACCUACAACCUCUACCAGUCGGACCCGCGCGGCGAGCGCUACUCGCUGGUCCUGGAGGACGUGCGCAGCUCCCGGCAGGCGGAGGAGAGCACGGUCGUCGACAUCCUGGAGGUCCGAGGGGUGAAAGGAGUCUUCCUGGCGAACCAGAAAGUCGACGGGAAGGUGGUGACACUUAUCACCUACAACAAGGGCCGAGACUGGGAUCGCCUGAGGCCUCCCAGCGUGGACAUGAGCGGGAAACCCACCAACUGCAAGCCUCCGGACUGCCACCUGCACCUGCACCUCCGCUGGGCAGACAACCCCUACGUGUCAGGCACUGUGCACACCAAGGACACCGCCCCAGGCCUCAUCAUGGGCGCAGGUAACCUGGGCUCCCAGCUGGUGGAAUAUAAAGAGGAAAUGUACAUCACGUCAGACUGCGGGCACACCUGGCGGCAGGUGUUCGAGGAGGAGCACCACAUCCUCUACCUGGACCACGGCGGCGUGAUCGUGGCCAUCAAGGACACGCCCAUCCCCCUGAAGAUCCUCAAGUUCAGCGUGGACGAGGGCCUCACCUGGAGCACGCACAACUUCACCAGCACCUCCGUGUUUGUGGAUGGGCUGCUGAGUGAGCCGGGGGACGAGACGCUGGUCAUGACCGUCUUCGGCCACAUCAGCUUCCGCUCGGACUGGGAGCUGGUCAAGGUGGACUUCCGGCCCUCGUUCUCCAGGCAGUGCAGCGAUCAGGACUACAGCUCCUGGGACCUCACCAACCUGCAGGGUGACCGCUGCGUGAUGGGCCAGCAGAGGAGUUUCCGGAGGAGGAAGCCCACGUCUUGGUGCAUCAAGGGGCGGAGCUUCACGGCGGCGCUCGCGGCCCGCGUGUGCCAGUGCCGCGCCUCGGACUUCCUGUGUGACUAUGGAUUUGAGCGUGCCCCCUCCUCGGGGUCCGACGCCAGCACGUGCUUUGCCAACUUCUGGUUCAACCCCUUGUCCCCGCCUGACGACUGUGUCCUGGGCCAGACCUACACCAGCAGUCUCGGGUACCAAAAGGUGGUGUCCAGCGUGUGUGAGGGCGGCGUGGACCCGCGGCAGAGCCCCGCGCAGCUGCAGUGUCCCCUCCUGCCGCCCCGGGGCCUGCAGGUCAGCAUCCGCGGCGAGGCGGUGGCCGUGCGACCGGGAGAGGAUGUCCUGUUUGUGGUGCGACAGGAGCAGGGCGAUGUCCUGACCACCAAGUACCAGGUGGACCUGGGGGACGGCUUCAAGGCCAUGUACAUGAACCUCACGUUGACCGGGGAGCCCAUCCGGCACCGCUACGAGAGCCCCGGUAUCUACCGCGUGUCUGUCAGGGCUGAGAACAUGGCGGGGCACGAUGAGGCGGUGCUGUUUGUCCAGGUCAACUCCCCCCUGCAGGCCCUCUACCUCGAGGUGGUUCCUGUCAUUGGCGUCAACCAGGAGGUGAACCUCACAGCUGUGCUGCAGCCCCUGAACCCCAACCUCACUGUCUUCUACUGGUGGGUCGGUCACAGCCUGCAGCCCCGGCUCUCCCUGGAGAACUCUGUGACGACGCAGUUUGGGGACCCUGGGAACGUGCGGGUGACAGUGCAGGCUGCCUGCGGGACCUCGGUGCUGCAGGACUCCAGGGUGGUCCGCGUGCUGGAUCAAUUUCAGCUCGUGCCUCUGCAGUUUUCCAAGGACCUGGACGCUCACAACCCCAACACCCCCGACUGGAGGGAGGACAUUGGCCUCGUGGUGUCCCGGCUCCUUUCCAAGGAGACCAGCAUCCCCGAGGAGCUGCUGGUGACCGUUGUAAAGCCAGGGCUGCCCACCUUGGCCGACCUGCACGUGCUCCUGCCGCCUCCCAGGCCCACGAGGAAGAGGAGCCUCACGAAUGACAAGAGGCUCAUGGCCAUCCGGCAGGUGCUGAGCGCACAGAAGAUCAGCUUCCUCCUGCGAGGCGGGGUCCGGGUCCUGGUGGCCAUGAGGGACGAGGACACAGAUUCUCCGAGGCUGGGAGGCGGCAGCGGCUACUGGGCCGUGGCGGUUCUCUUCGUCAUCGGGCUCUUCGCCGUGGGCGCCUUCAUCCUCUACAAGUUCAAAAGGAAACGCCCGGGCAGGACGGUGUACGCGCAGAUGCACAACGAGAAGGAGCAGGAGAUGACGAGCCCCGUGAGCCACAGCCAGGGCGUGCAGAGCGCCAUCCAGGGCGAGGAGUUUAUAGAUGUGCCCCCUGCCAGGGGGGGACAAAGCCCCUCCUACAUCCCCCUGCUGCCGAUGCCCGGGGUCGGCCCGCUGCAGGGACGCACUCCGGCGUGGUCCUGAGCAUCAACUCCCGCGAAAUGCACAGCUACCUGGCGAGCUGAGGCCUCCAGGCCGCGCCCAGGGCUCUCCUCUCCGUCACUUCGUCCCCCGCGGAGGGCACAGGACCACCCACGCCACCGGCACCAGGGCAGGGACCCGCCUCCCCCCAGAGACCUCGGGAAAGCCACCUCCUCCAGCCCUGCCUGCCGAGGCCACAGGUGCCCCUCUGUCCAGUUCCAGCCCACCUGGCCCACGGACGCCCAGAGGACCUGCCGGUUCCCGCCUCUCUGGACACCAGGCCCGCGGCACCACCCGCUGUAUCUGUCCCCUGACGCCCAGCACUUCUCUGCCGCCGGACCCAGCGUGGCUGCCCGCACCUCGUCACCCCAGCUGAGGCCUGACUUCUCGAGGCCGAGGCCGGUGCCCUCUGGAUCAUGGGAGGCGAGCCUGCCGGGCUGCCCGCUCUCAGACCUGCCAGGUCACCUGCACCGCGGGCCUGCCCUGCAGAGGGACCCGAGCCCUGCUUUCCUCCUCACGACCUCCAGGAAGGCAGCUCCUGCCCCCUCGGCCGUCCCUCUGCGGAGGCAUCCACCCCCUCCAGAAUCUGGAAAGCCUAUUGAGGCCCUCCCGACGCCGCCCUCCAUGGCUCCCACUGUCCUUCUUUUUAAUCUGCGGUUAAUGUAAAUACCUCUCUAGGUAGCUGUUUGCGUUUGGGGGGUGGGCUUGUUCAACUUCCUAUUUCCACUGCCAGGCAGCAGCCCCUUUCUUGGGAACCCCUUUCCAGAAUGCCCAGGGCUGCCCCCUGAUUUUCCUGGCAGCCCUCUCUCCCUGGGGCCACAAGGCAAAGCUCUCCUUGGCUUUCCCAGACUGGGGCGCCCACCGGGUCCAGGGUAUUCAGUGCCUGCCCUUCCACAGGCAGCCAGCAGGCGGCGCCCUCACAAGGCGUCCCCGGAGGGACCUGCACAGAAGCCCAGGAACCAGAGAGGUUUAGGACCAUAGAGCCGGCAGGGCCGCCAAGCAGUGUGGCCCUUCUCUGAAGAUGGAGAGGCUGAGGCUCAGAGAGGGAGUGGCUUUCCCAAGGUCACACAGCAAGAUGGCAGCAGAGAUGCCCCAGGAGCCGCCCCUGCUGCCUGUGCGGCCUGAAUUCACUCACUCAGAGACGCCUAGAAUCAGGGAUGUUAGGACUAUACGGGGGCGGAUUUUCACCUUUGGCCUUGAAACGAAAUCAGUCUCCCCCUCCUUCCCCCCGGCUGGGCGCGCGGUGGGGACCCCAGAUCCUGGGCUGGGGACUCACUGGCCGUAGUGCUUCCAGAAUGAAGCCGGGGGGAGGGGGCUGAUGACCCACUCGAUGAAGGAAAUGUGGCCUGGGGGAGGGAGCCCCACAGGUAAACAAACCAUCAAGCCCGGAAGGGCUACCCUGCGCGGGAGACCCUCAGUCUUGGGGGGGUGUCCCUGGAGUCCAGCCCAUUGGGUCACAAAUGGGGACUCAGACCAACUCCGAGACCUGCUUGCAAGGGGUCACUGCAGGUCACAAGGGCAGGUGGGGAGAGGGGUCCCUCUCGCCACCCUGUGUGCCCACUGGCUGGACCCCUGCCCCCACCGCGUGGGGUCCUCAAGACCCUCCCAGGGGAAGGGCGGGGUGGGGGACCCGGGGCUGGAGCUGGCAGGGCGGGAUUUGUGUGGGAAGAGGGUUCUCCUGACUUUGCUCCCCCCACCCACCUGCAGUCUCCAAAGACCCCUUAGGGAGCCCUGUGUCCUGCCAGCGCCCCACCCAGCCCGUCCUGAGAGCCUCACACUCAGGUCAGCACCGGUCGGCACCGCCCAGGUCCAAGGUGUUCCCUGGACACGGCCCCUCGGCUCACCGGUGCCUGUGCGGGGCGACCCCUUUGACCCCUGGACCCUCAGUUUCGUCCUCUCGCUGUUUGGGUAGAGUUCGCCCCUCAGCUAUUUGUGUUUUUCUCAUAUUUUAUGUUACUAUUUCUGUCAAGAGCACUUGGGGUGUUGGACCCAAGAACCUGAGAAUGAGUUGGCAUCAAUACCUGUGAGCUUCUCCGUCCCGUAACCGCGUAGCUGGCACGUAGGUCUGCGGAUUCAUCUGGUUCAACGCUGGAGGGUCUUCCCAUCUGGGGGGCAGGGCCUGCUGUGGGAGCUAACGUUUCAUGCAGCGGGUCGAGCCCACCCUUUGUAUAUGCACAUAACAGAGAUGCGAUCAAGUCUUUCUUAUUUUUCCUUUUUAAAAAUCAAUAAAUCGUUUGUGAUGCUUUUAACAAAGAUUAAACGGAAAUGAUCA
This is a messenger RNA of Phacochoerus africanus (Common warthog), 5824 nucleotides long. It is a transcript of the gene SORCS2, whose product is annotated as sortilin related VPS10 domain containing receptor 2. Gene Ontology annotation, cellular component: membrane. The record is from RefSeq and is a predicted model, not a curated record. Gene Ontology annotation, molecular function: protein binding. The coding region runs from base 16 to 3555 and encodes 1179 amino acids. The transcript has 28 exons. NCBI's taxonomy places the organism in Eukaryota, Metazoa, Chordata, Mammalia, Artiodactyla, Suidae.